Messenger RNA from Ctenopharyngodon idella (grass carp), 8554 nucleotides. RefSeq names its product WW and C2 domain containing 1 (gene wwc1). Gene Ontology annotation, molecular function: molecular adaptor activity; kinase binding. Gene Ontology annotation, cellular component: cytoplasm. The coding region runs from base 860 to 4207 and encodes 1115 amino acids. Lineage: Eukaryota; Metazoa; Chordata; Actinopteri; Cypriniformes; Xenocyprididae. Gene Ontology annotation, biological process: negative regulation of organ growth; regulation of DNA-templated transcription; cell migration. The transcript has 22 exons. The record is from RefSeq and is a predicted model, not a curated record.
AAUCCAUUCCAACCGCAGCAUAGCGACCGAGCUUGACUACGGGGGUGAACCGCACACAGCCACUUAAAGGAAAAGACAACAUUUGGAAACAAAUGAGAAAGAAACGCGCUACUUUUCAAAGAAAUUGCCGAAAUGCACCGGAGGUGAUAGGAAUGCAUCGACAAAACGAGAAGAUACGGAAUACGUUUGUGCGGAAUAACUAACUGUUUGUGUUGCCCAUACAACGAGCUUUUGGGCUAACAGGCUAGCACAGUUGUCGCUAAAACAUGGUGGGCAGACACUGAGCGAAAAAACCCCUCUAUACUCGCUCAAAUAUUCGUGGAUAAUACUGGGAAAUUAACUCGGUUGCUAGUUUUCUGUUCGGAGGGAAUUUUGUGGACUUUAAAAUUGCCCAUCUGACUUCUUUUCUUGGAGGAAAACUCUCGCGCACGACCUUUGAAAGUUUUUUGACGUUUCGCGCAAGUUAACCAUCCAUCAAGCUCCGCGAGAAAAGAUGAUUGACCGAUUGAUGUAGUACGUGCUUGACUGAGAAUGCACAAAAAACGAGGAGUUUCUUACCAUAAAAGCGCAACUCCUGCGGCAAAGUUAGUCGAUUCAGAGCAUCACACCCUCAUCCAUUCAUUUAACAUCAUUUGCGUGUGAAAACAAUGCUCAAUAUAGGCUGCACAAACUGAACUGGAAUAUUGGAACACGUGUCAUGGAUCAUAUGGAAUAAAACUCUGUCAGUGGUUAAUUAAUGGCACUUUCCUUAUGCGUUGGGUUUAACUUCUUUGGACUAGUCCACGCAAAGCAACACAUGGUUUGCUUUCAAAUCAAUUUAGAAGACUUACAGAGAAAAUUACAUGGAGACUAGUUGGUCAUGCCAAGGAAGGAGUUACCAUUGCCAGAGGGUUGGGAAGAGGCCCGAGAUUUUGACGGGAAGGUCUAUUAUAUAGACCAUAUUAAUCAAACCACCAGCUGGAUUGACCCAAGGGAUAGGCAGACUAAGCCUCUGACUUUUGCGGACUGUAUUGGAGAUGAGCUGCCUGUGGGAUGGGAGGAGGCCUACGACCCCCACGUUGGAGCCUAUUAUGUCGACCACAAUACCAAGAGCACUCAGUUGGAGGAUCCGCGUGCUCAGUGGCAGAGGGAGCAGGAGCUCAUGUUGCGGGAUUAUCUGAGCGUGGUUCAGGAAGCGUUGAGCGCCCAAAAGGAGAUCUACCAGGUCAAAGAACAGCGACUUCGCCUGGCCCAACAGGAAUAUCGGCAGCUAAAUGAUGCUUGGAGGGACAAGUCGUCUUCGCAGACCAGCUUAAAUUCCAGAUCCUCAUCAAGCAGUAAAUAUGACCCUGAAAUCCUCAAAGCGGAGAUUGUUACAGCAAAAAGCCGGGUAAAUAAGCUGAAGAGAGAUUUGGCCUUUAUGAGGCAAGAACUACUUUAUAAGGAGCAAGGCUUUGAGACAUUGAAAGAAAUUGAUCACAAAGUGUCCAGUGCCUCGCAUGGCUACAAACUGCAUGAAGCCCAGGCCAUCCUGAAGGAGGUAAAGACCAUUAAAGAUGCCAUCAGCUCUGGGGAAAAGGAGAAACAGGAGCUCAUGCGGAAACUGGCUGUACUGAAGGAUGAUUUCCAGUUAGAUUAUGGCUCUCAGUCUGACCUGUGGGCCAGCAAUCCGUCCCUGGCCAACUCAAACCUCUCUCUGCCCCGUCUCUACUCAGAUGCCGAGUCUCAAACAGACAUACCUGCUGAGUUUGUAUCAAGCUCAAAUAAACUGGCUGAGAAGGUACGACUGAGUCUGAAAUAUGAGGAGGCAAAAAGAAGGAUUGCAAAUAUUGAGGUCCAGAUUGCUAAACUGGAUAGCGAGGCAUGGCCGGGCCUUCUGGACCCAGAGAGAGAUCGCUUAAUCCUCAUCAACGAGAAGGAAGAGCUGCUAAAGGAACUGCAGUAUGUAAAGCCAUGCAAGCGCGCACCCAGCGAGGCAGAGAAGAUUGAAUCUGAAAAGAAACGACUCGAGAAGGACCUGCAAGCUGCACGGGACAACCAGAGCAAAGCACUGACCGAGAGGCUAAGGCUGCACUAUAGGAGAAACAAACUAGUGAAGGAGCUGGAGGAGACGGUGAGGUUGGCGUCUUCCCUGCACACCCAGCUGAAAAGUCUGUCUGCCAGCACGCUGUCAUGUUCCUCGGGCAGCAGCCGUGGAUCACUGACUUCCAGCCGAGGAUCCCUGGCCACCUCCAGCUUAGGCUCCACUUCCUCUCUCAGCUUCACCGACAUCUACCUGGAGCAGCCUGAACUGGGCGACCCUGACUUCCAGAACAAACUGGACUCUAUUUUGCAGGAGGGAAGCACCUCUGGCUACAGGCCCUCCAGCUCCAUCACCACCAUCCAUGAGAAUGAGGUCUCAUCCUCAUCCAGGCAGGUGGGCGGUGGGCCGGGGAUGGGCCAGAGAACCCAAGUGUUGCGGCUGUCAGAGACCCCUCACUCCAUGAGCUCCCUGUCCCCACGUUCCUCGCUGUCUUCCCUCUCUCCUCCUUGCUCUCCCCUCGUUACUGAUGCUUCCUUCCUGUCAGGAGAGGCCUUUUCUGGUCCGGCCUCACAGUUGGAUUUAGAUCUGCAAACCAGGCUGAUGGAGCUCCGGCUAGAUGAGGACCAGCAGCAGGGGCAGCUGGCCUACCGUGACAACAAACAAGACAACAUUAUGGCCGCAGUAGAGUCUUCGAAAGAUGCUGUUACGCAAAUGAGGGUGCCCGGGCCUGGAUCGAAGAAGGCGGGAGUAACGUCGGCAGUGUCUGACGAAUCGGUUGCAGGUGACAGUGGGGUAUACGAGCCCUCAGAGAAAAGGCCUGGGCUUCCUGUCGAGCAGCUGCUGGGUUAUGAUGACGGGAGCUCAGCAAGCAGCGCUCAGAUCAAACUCGGCCUGAAGUAUGAAGCGAAAGAGAAGAAGUUCACAGUGUUCGUAAUGCAGCUCUCCAACUAUAGCGCGCUCUCCCUGCCAGCCAACCAGAACAUAUAUGUUCGUGUGGUGGUGCUGCCGUGCUCAGAGCCCGUUCGGUGUCUGUUCCGCACCCACGGCGCUCUACCGCAGGAACACUUAGAGCUCAAAGAAGCUUUUAGCUUGCAGAUGUCCUCCACUGCUCUCAGACAGAAGACCCUACGCAUUGAUGUCUGUACCACCAGCAAAUCUGGCCGAGAGGACUGCCUAGCUGGUGCUCAGAUCAGUUUGGCUGAUGAGGAGUAUUCAGAGGAGUGGUGCUCCAAGUGGUACAACCUCCUCAACUGCACGUACAUGCCAGAAAUGGAUAGAAAGCACAAGGAAACAGAGGUCUCCGCUCAGCAGGAGCUGACUUCAGCUCCCAGCACCUCAGAGACCACCACUGCACACCUGGAGAACGUUCCUCUGGAGGACUGGCCCACAGAGGCUUUAGAGGGUGACGUGUUUAUGGAUGGAGAAUGCAGUGACGUUGAAGAGGACGAGGAGUUCUACCCCGAUGAGUGCCAGUGGGAACAGGAGGAAGAGCCAGUUAAACCUGGACCAACAACAGUCAUAACGGAAAAGGUGAAUAAGGAGACAAGUAUGGAUGGACUCCCCCAUUCUGCUUCUGUAGUUCGGCCUAAGGAGCGACGACAUGAUGUUCAUCAGCAAAACCCUUUUAUGCGAGGAAACACCAUCAUCCGGUCCAAGACAUUUUCCCCUGGACCUCAAAGCCAGUAUAUCUGCAGGAUCAACCGCAGCGACAGUGACAGCUCCACCCUUUCUAAGAAAUCUCCAUUCGUCCGGAACGCUUCUGAGAGACGCAGUGUUCGAAUGAAGAAGCCACCCAUGCAGGUCAAAGGUCUGGACGGGCUUCUGCGCACUUCUCUGGAUCUGGAGCUAGACUUGCAGGUCACUCGCACACGGCACAGCCGAUUGAAUGAGGAACUGCGUGUGCUGCGGGAGCUAAAGGAGCAGUUGGAGAACGCCCGACAGCAGGGCCAGCACGUCCUCCCCACAUGGGUACAGGAGGAUGAGCGCUUUCGUCUGCUGCUCAAACAUGCAGAGAGACAGACCCAGGAAGAGCAGCUACAAGAACAGAGGGUAGAGAAGAUGAUGCGAGCAGCAGCCAAGGAUGUGCACAAGAUCCGUGGGCAGAGCCUCAAGGAGGUCCCUGGGGUCCAGUCCUUUAGAGAAAAGAUGGCCUUCUUCACCAGAGCGAAGAUAAACGUUCCUGACCUACCAGCCGACGACGUGUAGAAGAUAUCCUUCUUAACUGCUUCUGUUUCCAUGGAGACAAAACUGACAUCUUGUGGUAUUAUGAAGAAUGAAGAAUGGUGUGACAGGAAAAUGUAUGUUGGGCAGGAAAAAUGUCAUUUUAAAACACUGGGUUUUAACUCUCAAAACUGAAAUUGUAUAGAUCCGUGUUUUUUUUGUUUUUUUUUUGUUUUUUUUUGUUUUUUUUUAGAUAGAUUUAUUUUUUAAAUUUCACCAUGUUCUGUUACUAAUAAGAGUAUGUCAGUAUCUGUUCUAGGUAUUUUAGUGGUCAUUCAAAAACAACAGUGCGUCUUUGAAAUGAGUGUGAAACUUGCUGCUCUGCUAUCGGGCAGGACUGCUUACUGUAACUCUUGAAGAUGUGAAUACAGAUACUUAUGGUACUACUUCUGUUCAUAGCACAAGGGUUCAGGACUCGACCUUUAUGACAAAAUGAACGGGCAUAAAUCCUGCUAUUCCAGUCACGUCCCUCUAGAAACAAGCACAUCUGUCCACAUUUAUGUUCGACAGUCUCAAGAUUUUUGCAAAUGUGUAAAUGGUUACAGAUGUUAGGAAGCAUGAAACUAAAGCAUGAUGAGUUAACUAGACCGGUUAGUAGACUAAAUCAAUUGCUAACAGCUCUCUGUGUUCGUUUUGUUAAUUGCACAUGCAAACAAGACACGUUAGUGCAAAUGUUCGUAAAAUGAUGUAGAAACUGCACUUAGUUCCACAGACUCUCAGGUAGAAUAUCAGAUAGUUCAUGCACUUUAAUAGGAAAAGGCAUUGAAAUAGAGAAUAAAGCAAAAAAGCACAUUGUGAACGCAAAGAUCGUACUAUCCCAUUAAAGUGAAACCCUGUUUCCCAGCUCUUGUUGCAUCUUUGGAAACUUUAAAGUGUCUUUUUGGGUUUUAUUUACUUUCCAUGCUGGUUUCUACAGUGGCCUGUAUUUCAUUUCUACUGAUAUGGACCUCUUCUAAUCUAAAAAUACCCCUCACAUCCUUCAACAGGUUAGCUUUGUAUGUGACUAAUAAGCUUCAAAACAAAAACGUUAGCAUCAUUUUAUUUACGUCCAACCCAAAUAUAUUUUUAUUGCUACCUACAAGUAGAGGAGCCUUUAGAGUGUUGAAUCUCACAAAAAUGUAUCACAUUUCACACCAUAAACAAAUGAAGAUAAUGAGUUCUAUUUUGCAUAAGAUUUACAUAAAACCAUUAAAAUUACUUAUAAUGUGGGAUUAAUUUGAUGACAGUUAAGUGCAUUUUCCCCCAAAUUCUCAAGACUGUAAUGUAACCUCCUGGACUUAUUCCAGUUUCUCAAAGAAGAAACUCUGUGAAUCUUCUCAUCAGAUUUUGAAAGUUUUCUUGGCCUUCCAGUCCUUUUCCAUUCCAUUUAGGUUUAAAGGUGCAGUGUGUAAAUUUUAGCGGCAUCUAGCGGUGAGGAAGCAACGGCGUUCACCCGUCCCUUUCGAAGCACAUAGAGAAGCUACGGUGGCCGUCUGGCCGACACAAGACAGAUGUCGUCUUCUGAGACAGCAGAGAGUAGCCAGUCAAGCAAUGAAGCUUCUUCUUACUUCUAACAAAGAACGUUCUCUGCUUCUAAUAAACCAGACAACUACUACAACUACUUCUUCGUGGGUAUUCAGUGUAGUGACGAUGCAAGCUGCCUUUAAAACAUGAAUGAUUUAGAAGAAGAACAACAUAGUGAUGAAACACGCUCUGUAGAGCAGUUUGUCUGUUUAGGGCUACUGUAGAAACAUGCUGGUGCAAAAUGGCGACUUAACAUGUAAGGGGACUCGCGGUGUAUGUACAUAGAAAUGGCUCAUUCUAAGGUAAUAAAAACAUAAAGGUUCAUUAUAUAAGGUCUUUAUACACCACUGAAAACAUAGUUAUGUAUAUUAUAUUGCAUUUCUGUCAAUAGAUCCUCCCAAAUUUUACACAUUGCACCUUUAAGAGAGUCAGGUUCCUGCUCAAGUAUAAGGGGAGGUCACUAAGUACUUGCCACUUUAACCUAUAGAAGCUGUUUUUUCCUGAUUUUUAUAUAUAUAUAUAAAUCAUUACUUUAAAAAAUGAUCAAAUUUGAUUUUUUAACUCCUUUUGUAGUGAGACAGAAAACUUGUUUAUUUCUGCAUUACAGUUCACUAGAUUUGGGGAGAAUUGUCAUGAAAAUCCAGUCAAAAUCCAAAAAAAAAAAACUGUAAUUUCUUAUUUUAUUUAUUUAUUAUUAUUAUUAUUAUUAUUAUUAUUAUUAUUUACAAAAAUAUGACCCACACGUUUAUGAAAAAUACUAUUGAAAUCUGGAACUGUAUCUUUACCGAGGCAAAGAAACGGCAACACAUCUAGGGCACUGAAAGCUGUGAAGGCACACAGUUGAUAAUUCCCAGCUCUCCCUGUAAACACUUAAUAAUGUAUCGCACGCCACUGCAGAGAUCCGUUUGGAGACUCCUCAUACGGAUGGAGUCAUUGGUGAUUUGCGUUAUGUAAAUGAGCGCUCCCUCUAUGCUAAUCUAAUAUUAAUUUUCACUAAACUCUUCAUAUACAUGCAAAAUAUUCAGUUAAAUCUUUUUUUUUUUUUUAAGUAUCUUGAUGGUAUAUGACUAUGAAUGUUACUACCGUGUCAUUAAAAUCCCUUUUCAACGCAACGAUAGCUUUGCAUCACAGGCCAAGAUGUAGCACUUUAAAAAAAAAAAAAAAAAAGAAAAGAAAAGAAAAGAAAAAAAAAAGAAGCCCCAAUUCAUGCGACCCUUUAUUUGAUGCUGAUUUACGUUAUUUUAUUUAUUAUUUUUAUUUUUACAUAAUUUUGUCUUAAUUUAACCAGUUAUGGAUGGCAUUACCAGCCCAAUUUCGUUGAUUUUGCUCACAUUUAAAAUGUUACGUGAAAUUCUACAGUUGUGCUUUCGACGUUUGUUUUGUAUUCGCUCGGUUUCCCUCCUGGAACGCCUCAUAUUAACUAUGUACAAUUGUGUUCUUAAUUAGAUUCAUCCUGUACUUCAUUAUGCCUUUGUUCCUCAAGGAAGCAUUGAAUGUACUUUCAUUUGCUCAAACCCAGAUAAUGUCGUUUAAAUUGUAGUAGCAAUGUCAUAACACGUAUAGAUACCACAAUGUCCGAAACUAGUGUGGAAUCUGGUACGGAUGAUUCAGUACCCAUCAUCUGCAAUGCACAUGUGCAUGUGGCCUAGUCUCUUGCUCCACCUAGUGGCGUACAGACAGAACUGAACUUGUAUUUCCUUGUAGGAUUCAUUCUGAAACCGUAAUUUCUUCUCCAUUGUAAUUUCACCUAAAAAAUUUUAGGAGAUGGAGUUUGCAUUACAGCGCACUGUAAACAACAUUAAAGACCCAACUGAAAUGCUGUCCCAAAGCUUUUAGCCACAUAUCUUAUUCAAAUAGAAGCAUCAUAUAGCUUUCACCUUAAAGCCAUUGUACUCGUUUGUUUUGUCUUCUGCAGCACAUUUUCUUGUAGAUCCUGUAGUUUAACCUAGUUUAUUAGAGUACAACCUUUCCUUUGUCUUUGUUUCAGCUUUUUUUUAAAUGUUAUUAUUUUUGCUGUUUAGAUCCAGUUAAGACAGUACACUGCCAAACGUAUAUAUCCCAGCUCAGUUUAAGCUGCUGCGUGAUGUAUAUUUCUCAUAUUGGCAUUUUUCAUUAAGGUACUUUUUUAUUAUUAUUUUUACCAGAGCUUUUCAGAUUUACAGUUUUUACCAAUUUACGGUUAUUUAAAUGUGAGGGAAACAGUAUAUCCCCUUUAAAUGUGUACUGUUUACCUGGAAACACUACAGCUGAGCUUAUUCUGAGAGUAGUCGAACAAGAGAGAAUGUCUUAUGUUUUCACUGGUCGUACAGUAUGCUUACCAUUCACAGUAUGUGUUGGAGAGAGAAUUGUCUUGAUUGAUUAGGUGCUCUUCAACUAUCAAAUCUGAGGUUCAUAAGGACAUAAUAUUUGGCUUUUUUAUUUGGAUGCUUGGUCCAGUCAUGCCUAAAUCAUGUAAUACUUGCUUAAAAUAAUCAAAAGGAAAAAAAAAAAAAACUGUCAGUAUCUGAUGCUGGUAGUCAUGAAUGAUUCAUUUGUUUAUUGUUCACAGUAGGACUUUUAUUCUGAAAACUCCAGUGCAUUUUUUUUUUCUUGUAUUAAUGAUGGAAAAAAAAGCCCUGAUCUGAUCACAGUGAUGGUUGGAGAAGUACAGCUUGUAUUUAUUGCACUUUUGUGAUUUGGGUGUGCUCUCUUUCUUUUUCUUGUGAGACUUUUGAAAGCUGUGAAUUUUAUCAUCGACACUGUACUGUCAACCAGAAUUGUAAAUAUAUCACCAGCACAAGAGUAUGUUUUGUAGUUUCACAACAAAUAUAAAAAGUUCCUUUCUUCUAA